Messenger RNA from Clarias gariepinus (North African catfish), 1869 nucleotides. RefSeq lists its product as uncharacterized. The record is from RefSeq and is a predicted model, not a curated record. Gene Ontology annotation, molecular function: protein serine/threonine kinase activity; ATP binding. NCBI's taxonomy places the organism in Eukaryota, Metazoa, Chordata, Actinopteri, Siluriformes, Clariidae. Bases 86 to 1819 code for a protein of 577 amino acids. The transcript has 14 exons. Gene Ontology annotation, cellular component: cytoplasm. Gene Ontology annotation, biological process: negative regulation of apoptotic process; protein autophosphorylation; regulation of mitotic cell cycle.
CUUCACAUCAGGGACUGACUAAAAGACCGAGUGAAUACACGAGGACCGAGAACCUGAAGCUUAAUCUCACCGACAGAUUUCACUGAUGACCACGAUGAUGUUAACGAUAAUGAAAACCUGUAGUCUGAAUGUUUUUCCCUGUGGUGGAGAAGGUCCUGAUGUUCCAUUGUGCAAUACAGGUAAGCCAGACAUCAAGAACUACAAGGAUGCAUGCCCAUUUGAUGCACAGGAUCUGACGUGCAACAGGAUGCACAAGCAGGACAUGAUUCCGUUUAUCCAGAGGAAAGCUCAGGAGUGUCUCCUUCAUAUGGAAGAGCCAGGGCAAUGGGAAUCCUAUUUCUUCUGGAACAUUAUGGAAUUGUUCUGUAACUUCAAAGGAAAAGUGAUGAUGUCAGAAGUUGCUGUAGUCUUCUUCAUAGGCUUCAGUUGUCUUAGAAGAAAGCCAGCCAAGCUCAAACGUUUUAGAAAACUGAAAGACUGGUACCUGUCUCUGGCAAAUCUUUUAUGUGCCUCUAUGCCAGAAGAUGAGCAUAUCAAAGCUGUGCUUGACAUGGGAGAUGAUCUUGCCACCAAAGGGCUGACCUAUGCAGCACAUCUGUGCUACAUCACAGCAUAUAAGGAAUUCGGCUUCGAUCUGAUUGGCUGCCAGAGCUUGCCAGUCGAUAAAUCAACCAUGACGGAAGCUAUUCAGCGUACAGUGGUUUAUGAAUAUGUUUUGAGUUUGACCUUAGAGCUUACCAAUCCAAACAUCCAGGAGCUCAGGUUCCUUUAUGCCAGCAAGCUGGACAAGUUCGGAUUUUCUACUCAAGCCCUACAUUGCUGUAAAACCAUCGCUGUAGAAGUCGCCACUUUCCCAAAAAGAGCCACAAGCGCCUUUCUGGAGCAGCUUACACGGCUGUCAGAAAAAUUGCAUGGAGAGAAGGAAGAAAAACCUGAAUGGCUAAUGACUCUUCGUUUGCUGCUCAAAACAGAAGAAGAUCUUUCAAAUGUUUGUAUUGAGCAAGAGGAAUGCACUGAGACACCUCCUUUUCUGGACAUGCCUGUUGCUUCAGGUCACUACCAGAGCAGGGUUCGGGCGCACUGGGCUUUUACAUUUAUAACCAAGGAGGUUACUGCACGGUACACUAUAGGAGCUCUACUGGGCCAAGGACGUUGCAGUGCUGUGUAUGCAGGAGUUUGCAAAACAGAUAACAGAGAAGUUGCUGUUAAAUUUUGCAUCAACAAUGCGUUUAGUGGAAUGAUGACCAUGCCUGAAGAUUCAAGAGUUGUCCCUAUAGAAGUGGGAUUAAUGGAGUUGGUGUCCAAGCCGGUUCGCUGUCCGUAUGUGCUGGAGCUGCUAGAAUGGUUUGAGAUACCCAAAUACAACGUCCUGAUCCUGGAGCGACCCAGUCCCUGCAUGAACCUUGUACAAUUCUGUGAACUUCACAAGGGUAAACUGCCUGAACCCGUUGCUCGAGACAUCAUACUGCAGGUGAUUGUGGCUGCUCGUCAUUGCUGUGACUGUGGUGUUUUUCAUAAUGACAUCAAGCCUGGGAAUAUCCUCAUCAACACGGAGACGCUGCAGAUUAAGCUGAUAGACUUUGGAUCCGGUGAUUUGCUUAAGGACACCCCAUACAAGUAUCGUUCACGCACUCCAGACUACAACCCUCCUGAGUGGUACCUUUGUAGAGAGUAUAUGGCCCGUUCCAAAAUCGUCUGGUCUCUGGGUGUAAUGCUGUAUGAAAUAGUCUGUGGAGAAGUGCCCUUUAAGUCAUCAGAGGAAAUCAUUGUAGGUCACUUGCACUUCCCUGCGGGUGUGUCUGAAGGUGAGAAAAUGUAAAAUAUCACAUUUAGACCGGUAUAAUAAAGCUGACACCUUUUAUAGCAUAA